AUGAACGUGAUUGAUUCGCGUCACCCAUUUCAACAUGAAUCUAUCGUUGGCGUAUCGUUGUUACAUGACCUUCAACGUUCCAGUCAAAAUAAUUCAAAUGUGGAUAUUAACAAAGAUCGUCAAGAAGUCUUUCAGCACAGACAAACUUGCGCACCUCCCGGUGUUCCGAUCGAAAUUCCAGCGCUUGAAAUCGUUGGUACUAGGAGAUCUAACCCUCAAAUAUCGUCGAAACAUGUUUAUUCAUCUGUUAUUCCUAAGUGUAAACUAACCAGAGUUGAUCAAACCAUCUUGCAAUUGCCUAAACGACUAACGAACAACAUUAGUCGAAAAGCACACGAGAAUUUUCACUCAAAAACACGAAGUUCGUAUAUCUCUGGUACAAGUGAUUCGACAGCAUCUGACAAAUUGCAAAUUAUUUCAUCAAGUCAUCGUCUAAAUCCGUCUGCACAAGAUCUAGUUGAAAAAUCAUCGAUGACAAUCCUUGGCAAAACACCAACGUCGAGUAAUCAAACCUCGCCGAGAUUAUUCAAAAGAGUGCAACAGCCAUCUACCAAAGUUCCAUUGAAGCUACCUCCAUUAACGAAAAAGCCACCAUCAUCUAUUACUAAAGCAGUUCCAUCUGCUUACAUUCAAAAAGCAUCGCGAUUUCAAACAGUGUCAGCAACGAAUAGCAAUCGACCGGUUCUCCAACCAACACCAAUCCUCCCAAUUUUCACAUCUCGUCGUUCUGUUUCAUUAAUUGCAGAUCAACAACACUUACCAUUGAUCAAAGAUCGUAUGAUUCAAGCUAAUCUUGCACAAAAAACAAGUUUAAAAUGUAAAUCACCACCAUUGUACCGCUCAGAUAGUUCGCUGAGUCGAUCAACGACUGCAGUGCAUUCUACCAAUCAGCCACCAACAAAAUCUAAUAAUCCACUCAAGCAUAUGGUUGUCGGUUCAUUAUUGAGUGAAGCAGAUCGAAACAAACUGAAACGAUUAUUUCAACAGUUUGAUACUGAUCGGGAUGGACAUCUAACCUAUUCUCAAGUACAAAAAUGUUUACCGUCAAAUUUACCUCGUCCACAAGAAACGUUCUUUCGUGUGUUAUACGACAUCACUAGUGAAUCAACCUAUUUUGGUCUACAAGAGUUUUUUACAACAGCAGUACUUGUUGAUAUGAUAUCAGAACAAGAUCCAUAUAUAUGGAAUUCACUAUUAGAUGAUGUUGAUUUCAAUUAUUAUCGUGAAGAUAUACUUGAAUUACUUGAUGAAUUUGACAAACGCUAUUCACCUGUCACAUCAACCAUAAAUUUCGAUAAUCUCGUUGCAUUGAUUAUGAAUCGAACAACUAAUGGCAAAUAUGAACAAAUCAGCAAAGAAUUAGAAACACUUCUUCCAAGAAUCAAAACAACCAAACUAAAUCGAUUAGAAUUUAUUGCUCUGAUACCCAUAGUCAUCUACAUCGAAUCAUAUCUUGAUCGCGGCAAAGCGUUAUUUCGUUUUAAGGACAAUUCAAUAUUAGACUUACAUAUACAACGAGCAUUAUUGAGUUAG
Molecule: messenger RNA, 1533 nt
Organism: Adineta ricciae
Lineage: Eukaryota; Metazoa; Rotifera; Eurotatoria; Adinetida; Adinetidae
Source: the annotation of a GenBank genome assembly